UGUUGGCAGCAGUGCAAUCUUUUGCAAAUGGUGGAUUGCGUUACUUUUUCUCGUGCUCCGUGUAAAAUAUUUACGUAAAAUAGUGAAAAUUACGACGUGCGGUGUUUCUGACCAACAUAAACAUGUCGGAAACACUGCCGAACAAUAAAAAACAAGUGUCGAGGCAGCUGCGCGAGCGCAAGCAACGCAAGCUGUACUCAGACGAGUGGGCACUAGGCGAUGACGACACAGAGGGCGGGCGCGGGUUCUCGCUCGCGGACAAGCUGGAGAGCGCGCGCUUCGAGCACCCCGGCGCCGUGGCCGAGAUGCAGGGCGCCGACCUCACCGUCGCCUAUCUGCAGAAGCACGGCUUCACCACCCCCCUGCUGUUCAAGGAGAAGACGGGGCUUGGACUGAGGGUUCCGACGAACAACUUCACGGUGAACGACGUGCGCAUGUGCGUGGGUUCCCGCCGCCUGCUCGACGUCAUGGACGUCAACACACAGAAGAAUAUCGAGAUGACGAUGAAGGACUGGCAGCGCUACUACGACGACCCGAACAAGGAGCGGCUGCUGAACGUGAUCUCGCUGGAGUUCUCGCACACGCGGCUCGAGAACUACGUGCAGGCGCCGCGCAUCGUGCGCCAGAUCGACUGGGUCGAGGUGGUGUGGCCGCGCCACUUGAAGGACCAGCAGACUGAAUCCACAAACGCAUUGGACGACAUGAUGUACCCGAAGGUACAGAAAUACUGCCUCAUGUCAGUAAAGGGCUGCUACACAGAUUUCCACAUUGACUUCGGAGGUACCUCCGUAUGGUACCAUAUUUUGAGAGGUGCAAAAGUAUUCUGGUUAAUUCCACCGACCGAGAAGAAUCUACAGCUGUAUGAGAAGUGGGUGCUGUCUGGGAAACAGUCUGAUGUGUUUUUCGGAGACACUGUCGAGAAGUGCAUUCGCGUCCAUCUGCAAGCGGGCUACACGUUCUUCAUCCCGACGGGGUGGAUCCACGCGGUGUACACGCCGAGCGACUCGCUCGUCUUCGGCGGCAACUUCCUGCACCAGUUCGGCAUCGAGAAGCAGCUCAAGAUCGCGCAGGUCGAGGACGUCACUAAGGUGCCGCAAAAGUUCCGCUACCCGUUCUUCACGGAGAUGCUGUGGUACGUGCUGGAGCGGUACGUGUCGGCGCUGCUCGGGCGCGGGCACCUGACGCGCGACGGAGCGCCCGCGCCCGCGCCGCCGCCGCCCGCGCACCACGUGCACCUCACGCUGGCCGAGCUGCACGGCCUCAAGGCGAUCGUCAUGUACCUGCACCAGCUGCCAGCGGCCCGCAAGUCGGUGCCCGAGCUGCUGUCGGACCCCAUAGCGCUCGUGCGUGACGUGCGCACCGUGGUGGAGCAGCACCGUCAUGACAAGCAGGCGCUCGCCAUCACCGGCACGCCCGUGCUCAAAGGUCCAGACGACGUGGUGGCGGGCGAGCGGCGGCAGUCGAGCGGGCGCGGCGGGCGCGGCGGCGUGCACCGCGGGCCCGCGCGGCCCCGCCCUGAGCACGCCAAUAAUGCGCCUCGUAGGCGACGCACCAGAUGCAAGAAGUGCGAGGCGUGCCAGCGCACGGACUGCGGCGAGUGCGUGUUCUGCCACGACAUGGUCAAGUUCGGGGGCAUGGGCCGCGCCAAGCAGACGUGCAUCAUGCGACAGUGUCUGCAGCCCAUGUUACCGGUGACAGCGUCUUGCGCAGUAUGCCAUCUCGACGGAUGGAUGCAAACACCCGUCGCUCCACAGGCCAAAGGAAACUCAGGUCGCGUCGGCCCGUCGUCGCUGCGCGAGUGCUCCGUGUGCUACAGCAUCGUGCACGGCGCGUGCGUGCCGCCGGGGGGCACGAUCAACGAGGACCUGCCCAACUCGUGGGAGUGCCCCACGUGCACCACCAUGGGGCUCAACCACGACUACAAGCCCCGUCAUUUCCGCGCGAGGCAAAAAUCUUCGGACAUCAGGCGAAUGAGCGUCGGCUCCGAUGCUAGUCAGCUUAGCCAGCACCACAACAGUACACAGAGCAAACUGCUACCUCCGCCGGCUCCAGUCAAGUCCGAGGGCGGCUCCGACACAGAAGCCAAAGAUCUCUCACAUAUCAAAUCCGAGGAUGACAUGAAGGACGCUGACGGCGCGCGGCUGGGCUCGUGGGAGCCGGCCAGCAAGAAGCGGCGCAGCAGCAGCGAGGAGGAGGCGCCCAAGAAGCAGGCGUUGCGCGCCGCGCUCGCCUCGCAGCUCACCAUGCACUCCAUGAAGCCGCUCAAGCGCCCCGUAUACCCGGUGCGCCCGGCGCCGGCGCCCGCGCGCGACGUGGGCGUGAACCCGAGCGGCGUGCCGUGGCUGGAGCGCGCCGUCAUGCUGCCCGUGUUCAGCAAGCUCACGCCGCACGACCUGGCCGUGUGCGCGCUCGUGUGCAAGGCCUGGGCUGAGUUCUCGGCCUUGGUUGGGGCGAACCCGGCCGUCGUGCCGUGGAUGGAGCGCGCCGUCAAGCUGCCCCUGUUCCGCCAGCUCACGCCGCGCGACAUCGCCGUGUGCGACGCCUGGGCCGAGUACUCGAUGGAUCCGAAGCUGUGGGGCAGCAUGUCGUUCGUGCAAGUACGCGUGUCGGCGGCGCAGCUGGCCGGGAUCGUGCGCCGCCAGCCGCGCGCGCUCGGGCUCGAGUGGUGCAACCUGGCGCGCCGCCAGCUCGCCUGGCUACUAGCCCGCGUGCCGGUGCUCCGCUCACUAUCGCUCGCCGGGUCGCCGGCAGAGUGCGCCUUGGCGCUGCGCUCGGCCACGUGCCCGCCGCUCACCAGCCUCGACCUGUCGUUCGCGCGCUCGCUGGACGACGCCAAGCUGCGCGGCAUCCUCGCGCCGCCGGAGAACUCGAGGCCUGGUGGCGGAGUGCGGACGGGCGCGGAGCCGUCGCGGCUCGCGGCGCUGCUGAUCCUGCGGCUGCCCGGCACCGACAUCACCGACGUCGCCAUGCGAUAUGUCGUGCAGGCGUUACCAAAGCUGGAGGAACUAGACGCGUCGUCGUGCGCGCGGCUGACGGACGCGGGCGCGGCGCAGCUGGCGCACCACCCGCUCGCGCGCCUGUCGCUGGCCGGCUGCCGGCUGCUGACCGAGAGCGCUCUGGAACACCUCGCUCGGUGCGACAACCUCGUCAGGCUGGAUCUCCGACACGUGCCGCUGGUGUCCACGCAAGCGGUCAUCAAGUUCGCCGCCAAGUCGAAGCACAACCUGCACGUGAAGGACGUGAAGCUGGUGGAGCCGCGGACGCCCGCGGCCCCCGGCGCCCCCGCGGCCCCCGGCGGUGCCCCCGCCACCCCCGCGUGCUGAGCGCGCGGCGACCCACGGCCGCCGGGUACUGGCGCUGGCUGAAACAGAGACGUUCUGUAGAGAUGCUCGUGCUUGACGAAAUGACGGAGCUGGCUUGCAAUCGAUUCGUUUAAUAAAACGAGUUGUAGUUAGCUCAGCGCUUUGAAAUUUUGUGUUUCGUCAGUCAGGAGUAGCUCCGGCAUUGUGGAUUGUUGUACGGUCAGCUUCAUUUCUAGCUAUACACUUUGGUAGCGACAAGGCUGUCCAACUCACAAACCAACAAUGUUUGAAAGUGAAUAACUUAGGCGGUGGGCAACUUGCCCAGGGCAAGUGUAAAGUGAACAGCUACUUAUGAAGUUGACUGUACAAGAUGUUGAUUACUUUAUCGUGUACAGUAUAGUACCGAUGUUUGGUACAUAAAGUUGUAUCUGACCCUGAGUGGCGCGUAUUUUCUUGAUUGAACUGAUGGUAGGUAUGAAUGACACAGUGUACAUUAUGUCAUAAAGGAAAUACGCAUAGGAUUUUCCCCACUCAUACAAUAUUAUGAGGAUCAUUGUAAAAUUAUUCUUUACGUAGGGUUGAAACAUAACAUGUGUUUUAUAAAUACACAUCUUAACAUAGAACGUCAGUAACAUACCAUAAUUGAAUGUUCAAUGUCUAGUACCCGGUUACCAACACCACUAGCAAAAGGAGUUUACGUUUGUAGAUAUUACAAAGACUUAGUUUAAAUUGAUAUUUGAUCGUGAUAAAAAUGUCUAAAUCAUACUUCAAGUCUUCAUCUCGUCUAUCUCUUUGUUUAGUGUUACUACUAAUGUAUGACGAAUACAUUAGCCUAAGAUACAUUUGAAUCCGAUUUGUAUUACAAAAGUACUACAAAUCUAUAAAAUGUUAUAAAAUAUUUAAUAAAAUCGAAAGAUAAAUUUAUCAAUUUUUUUUUCUAUAUGGGAAGCAAAAUUAUCUUAUUUUCUUUUUUAGAUUAUUGUGCCAAGGCAAAGAUUUAUCAAAUCAGCACAUAUUUCACUGCACAACUCAAAAUAAUUUUAUUCGAAGUUAAGAAUCCUAAUUUUAUAUCAAACUGUUAAAUUCAUUCAUAUAUAUUUUAUCUAUUGUUUUCCACAACUUUUAGGGCCGCGUGCACGACGCCGGCGGCCUCUAUGGCGGAGAUUUGAGUGUAAAUAAUACUAUAGUGCGUGCGGCCGCUCGCACCGCCCGCUCCGCCCGCUGGCGUCGUGGACGCGGCCUAACACAAGCUUUCGAGAAAGUUCCAAUCAGUUUAUUUUUUCAGAGAGUGCGUGAAAAAUACAUUAUACCUUAUAUUAUUUACUUGUAAAUAGGAAAUCUGUGUAUUUAUUGUAUUAUUGUUUUAUUUUUGAACGGAGUGAAAUUUAUUGAAAGACCAACAUUAAAUUACUUCAUACAAACCUAUCAUGCUUACAUACUUGCUGAAUAGUUACAAAAUGACUAUAUUUUUAUAAACAGUGUUCUCAUGGUUAGGCGAGUAUGAUAUUAUUUAGUUCUAGUCGCUUUUAGUUUUAAAUUAUCGUAACUUAAUUAUUUUUACUAGUAUUGACCAGUUAUCAGUUAAGAUGCGCCUUUUCUUUACAUAAUUAAAGUAGUUAGAGGCUCAACCGUUUUGGAUUGCUUUUAUUGUAAGAACAUAAUAAUUAUGUUGACACAUAUUUUACGCACGCACCAAAUGAUAAUUGAAGAAAUACAGACCGGAUAUUUUAUUAGUUAAUAGUUUAAUUAGCAGUAGUUUAAUUUAAACUUUAAAUGACGGCGCUGCGUAGAUGUGUUUAAAAGGUGUUGAAUAAACCAAAAGUAUUACAAUAAUAUUGUUUAACUGCAUCUAUCUUUUGAUCUCCAUUAGCUUUUUCAAAUUGCGGCCUUUUAUAACCGUAAAAGUUGAUACUUUUUUAUCGUGUGUAAGAAGUAGGAUUUUAUAAAAUCAAUACAAUAGAUGACUACUACAGUCACGUGAUCCCAUAACGCAUCGAUUUACCCUGAAUCUAAAAUAGGCCGACGACCCAUGCGUAAAAACUUACCUUUGCAACUCUUGUAUUUAGUAAAAUUACCAGAAAUAUAUUUGCACCAAACAAAACUAUAGAAUGUUUAUGGACUUAUCACUAACUCUGGUCAUAGAGACAUAAGUCGGGGGGCCGCCUAUAGUAUUAAUUUAGGAGAAUGUUGAGAAUUACAUCAGUGUUUAUAAUUAUAAAUUAAACAUAUUGGAGGGAAAGUUAUUACUUCGUUUAACUAUACCAUAUGUCUCGAGAAAGUGAUAACAUUCUCUCCACAUUAGUCUUCAGUCAAUAAAAUAAACUUUGUAUGGGGAGUAAAGUUGUGUUUCCAUUGUUAGAUAGAAUUUUUAUGAUGUGAUAUUGAUAACAUACAUUGAAAAGAAAGAAAGCUUGGUUUGCCAAUCAGGAAACAUAACUUGACAUCUCGAUAACUUUAACAUAGGCCUAGUUAUAAGGAUUGUGUGCCUCUGUGUAAAGCGAGUUAGGUUUAGACAAAAUGUUAAUUGAUUGAAAAUGUUGUGUAUAAAAUGAGAAUAAAAAUCAUAAUUCACCAACGAUAGCGUUAAUUUUAUUUAAUCAUUAGAACUGACUUAUCAAAAAGAUUUCUGUAUACUACUUAAAACUGUGAAUGAUGGUUUGUUGAGAAUACAUAGAAAAUAUAUAGAUUUUAAGCGGCUCUUGUGCGAGUCUUUGAAUCAUGUUGAAGUUCUAGAUUUUGUAAUGAUGUUUAUAUCUCGCACUGGGGCCAGCCAUUGGCCAAUCAUGGCGAUCCGCCAAUGGCUCAGUAUACUACGAUCAGAUGUUAAAUGUAAAUUGAAGUGUUUCAAGUAACAUUGUACCAUUGGUUACCAUAAACACUUAUAGAAUUUGAAAUAAAUAUUUACAAAGGAGUAAAA
Messenger RNA from Plutella xylostella (diamondback moth), 6219 nucleotides. The record is from RefSeq and is a predicted model, not a curated record. Lineage: Eukaryota; Metazoa; Arthropoda; Insecta; Lepidoptera; Plutellidae.